CUUUGACCGGCGCCUGCGCAUAAAAGCUAAUAGAGGUCGACAACAAUAGUCAGACCGUCGGUCAGUCGCCAUCAAACGCGCGAGUUACCACACGUUAGCGCGCGCCAUUUUUAUUAAACCAAAAUGUUGUUUUACAUUACCGUUACUGUGCUUCUGGUUAGUGCCCAGGCCAAAUUCUACACGGAUUGUGGUUCAAAAUUGGCCACGGUACAGUCAGUGGGUGUUAGCGGGUGCGCGGAGAAUGCCAGAGAAUGCGUCCUGAAGAGGAACUCCAACGUUACCAUCAGUAUUGACUUCACUCCAACGACGGACGUGAGCGCCAUAACGACCGAGGUGCACGGCGUCAUCAUGAGUCUGCCGGUGCCGUUCCCCUUGUCGCAGCCCGACGCGUGUAAGGACAACGGACUCACCUGUCCCAUUAAGGCUGGUGUCGUAGCAAAUUACAAGACAACUCUGCCUGUUCUUAAGUCGUAUCCCAAAGUGAGCGUAGACGUCAAAUGGGAAUUGAAGAAGGACGAAGAAGACCUCGUCUGUAUCUUGAUACCGGCAAGAAUCCACUGAUUUUUAAUUAUUUAGCUUUACGUUACUUGGUGACCGGUACCGCGGUGUGAGCAAGCUAUGAUUUAAUUAAUUUAACAUUCGAUUCAGCCAGUACGCGUGAUCAGCCAGUGAAAGUAUCGAUUAUUUUUUAAAUUUAGAAUCGAUUAGUUCAAUUGCUAGAUCACUUUUUAUUGACAUUGUGAAUAUUAUGUUCCUUAUAAGAUAAUAAUAUUAUGUAUUUUGUAAUAAUAACCAAAUAAAAAAACGUCACAGUGGUUUACGUUGGCUGAUAUUUGCAUCUAUGCGUUUGCGCUUCAUUUCAGUUACAGGCGGUACGCUUACCGAUGUUUUAUUCUUACCAAAAUUAAUUAAGUACUGAUGUUUUAUAUUAUUAUUAUUAAUUAAAAGAUUAAAAAUAAUUA
Molecule: messenger RNA, 962 nt
Organism: Manduca sexta (tobacco hornworm)
Lineage: Eukaryota; Metazoa; Arthropoda; Insecta; Lepidoptera; Sphingidae
Product: ecdysteroid-regulated 16 kDa protein-like
Exons: 4
Coding region: 124-561 (145 amino acids)
Biological process (GO): intracellular cholesterol transport
Molecular function (GO): sterol binding
Source: RefSeq, a predicted model, not a curated record